AUCCUCUUGAGAAAAAAACAAAAAUAAUGAGCUCUGACUUGCCCCGAAAGCAAUGGCCGCUCGCUAACAUCUUGGGAAGUGCCUUUUGAUGCUUUUGAUGGAAUAACUCGACUCUUCUGCCUGCAUUCGGCUCCAUCACCGCCACCAUGGCAACUAAUAGCGACGCAUACUCGUCGCUUGCAGACGAGGACAACUGGGACAACGGCCCUGAGGUCAACAUGGCCAGGGCCACUCUUAUGGGCGGACACCUAGUCUUUUGGCUGAAAUCGUGCCUUGUCGACUCUGACCUUCUGCAAAGUUUUGAAGACAUGAUAGACGGUCCGCUUUUGUACGAAGUUCUCCAAAGAAUAGAUCCUGAUGGAAAUCCCUCGACUGAAGUGCAAGAGUCACACGGUGACCCAAAUGUCCGUCUUAAAAACCUCGACAUCAUUGUCAACGGCCUCAAGGUCUUUUACGAGAAGGAGGGCCAGGGCGCUGUGCUGCUGUCUGUCCCCGACAUCUCCCUGCUGGCUAUGAAUUCAGACGAUGCAGAUCAGGAAGUCGCAGCCGAGGCUCGACUGCUGCUGGUGCUUCUGCUUGGUGCAGCUGUGCAGUGCCACGAGAAGGAGAAUUUUAUUUUGAAGCUUAAAUCGCUUCCUGUUGACAUGCAGCUAAAAAUUGUCGAAAAUAUCAAAGAGGUGACGGAGAAUGGCAGUGUGGUGCUGUGUGGUGAGCUCGAGACCGAGCAGAUGUCAGCUCUGUACAAGAUGGCCAAAGACCGAGACCGCUUCAUGAGCCAGUACAUUCGUCUGCUGGCCAAAGACGGACGCGAGGAUGGCGCCUCGAGACGCAGCAUGUCUAUCGACGAGAACACUAAUGCGAUGCACCACGUCGUAGAAAUCGCCGAGUGGAAGUCUAAGCUGCGAAGGAAAACGCAGGAAUUAGAGGAGAAAGCAGAGGCAUUCAUGGAGUGCAGAGAAGAACUGGAGAACACAAAAGAACUUGUCAGCAAACUGAAGCAGGAGGUUUCAGAUUUAAGUUCCUCGGCCAGGUCGGCAAAAAUGUACAGAGACGAGCUUGACGCUGCUAGGCUGAAAGCUGAAAGGUGCGAACGAGUGGAGGCAGAAUUGGGAAGGGCCAGGGACAAACUGCGCGAUUUAGAAUUCUUAAAGUCGCUUACUAGUGAGCUCCAGAGUGACAACAGGUUGCUCGUAGACCGUACACAAGAUCUUGAGGAGCAGCUGUCAAGAGCAAGAGCGCGUUCCGAGGCCAUCAUCGACCUGGAGGCGCAGAUUGCUCGGCUGAAGCAAUCACACAGCGAUAAUAACCAGGAGAGGGAGGAGCUGCACGAGAAAAUCAGAGAGCUAACCGAGGAGAACACCCAAUUGCAGUUGCGCCAACUCUCGCUUAGCCGAUCCGAUCCAAUAAAUGGAAGUCAAGAAUUGGAUACAAACCUCAAUGACGGAGUUGGAACAGGAGGCAGUUUGCUGGAGCAGCUUCAGACCAGUGCACAGAGCGAAGUGGUCAAGCUAAAGAUGGAAAACUCGAGGCUCCGAGCUGAGCUAGAAUCGAUGAAGGAAAAUCUGUCCCUGGAGACUGCCAGUCUGCAAACUGCUCUGGAUAAUGAGAAGAAAAAGUCGGCAUACAAGGUUGAGGAAAUCCUGUCUUCAGAAAGGGUGCAUCGGCAGCUGCAGUCAACGCUGGAGGAGACGGUACGCGAGCUGACAAACGAAAAGAAGGAGCUUAGCGCGCAGCUGCAAGAUUCGGCCAUCCAGUCGCAGAAGCUGGCGACGGAGCUGCAGGAGGCCAAGCAGCACAUCGUCGAGGUAUCUGACAAGGUUUCGCACCUUGAGUCGGUGCAGAGGGCCAACGAGGUGCUGUGGGACGCCGAGCGGACGAAACAUACGACUGGACAGAGGGAGCUGCUGAUGCUGCGCACCGAGAAGGAGCGAGCCCUGGAAAACCUGGCCACCAAGACGGCCCUGCUUGACACUGAAAUCGCCAAGAGACGCGAGUUCGAGAACAAAUCCACGGAGCUGAAGGCCGCCCUCAAGGUUGCCAAGGAUACUGUCCAGAGAUCUGCUGAAUUCGAGCAGCAAAUGAACGAAGUUAUUAUACAACGAAACCUGUUAGAUGAUUCACUGAAGAAUUUGCAAAACAACUUGACGCAGGAGAAGAUAGACAAGGAGAAAUUAGUUAGCCAGCUUGAUUCGGUUUACAACACCAUCAAACAAAUUGCCAACUGUGAAAACCUCGACCGUGGCGUGCUGACAGACUAUGAGGCUUUGCUCUCGCAGUUGGCGCACAACCCUGACCUGAUCAACACCCUGAAGGAAAAGCAGAAGGGCAUUACAGAGGGUGAAUUCAGCGUGGACUCUCCGACCGAGGCAGAACAGCAGGCUGUAAUUGAUGCUAAUAAGAGGCUGCAAGAAAUUGCCGAGCUACAGGUGCACAUUUCAUUGCUCGAGUCGCAGAUUGCGUCACUUUUGAAUCAACAAACGGCGCAACAGCUUGCAAACUCGCAGCUCGCCGCUGAGAAGGAAGAGCUGAGUCAGCAGCUGGAGAGCCAGGUGGCCCAAAACGGGCAGCUAUCACAGGACUUGGCAAAUCUGCAGAAAAUCCACGAAACCCUCAGUGCCGAGUACGAAGCGGCGAGAAACGAGCGUGAAUCCACCAGGACCGAGCUCAAAGCGGCCCAAAAGGAGCUCAAGGCAGCCACGGAGCAGAUAAGUGCGCUUAAAAUUACCAAUCGAGACCAGGAGCUACUCAGGAUCGAUGCCAAGACGCUUGCUAACCUUCGGGCAGAGCAUUCCAAACUUAAGGAGGACUUCAGGCAGCUAUUUUCUGCGUCUGAGAGGCUGAAAAUGGAGGCGAGGUCGAGAGACGACGAGAUGCGGAGGUCCCGCGUAGAGUUGGGCACUGCCAGACUGAACACCAGGCAGCUGACGACAAGCCUUGAAAAUGAAAAAGAGGUGAACGCCAGACUGAGUGCCAGACUUACGAGAGUGGACACCAAACUCCAGUUGCUGGUUGGAGUCGCCCACUCGCUGGAAGAGGACCGACGCAGUCUGAUGAGCCACGUCACCUCUCUUCUCAGCCAAUACCACGAACUGCUGUCCAACUCAAUGGAGGACAAAGAGUUCUUUCACAGCCAGGAGAAAAUAUUCCUGGAACGGCUUAAUGGUUUGAUGCGGCAAAAGGAGAAUCUGGAGCAGAAAAUUAUGGAUCACUACAGAAGGCUGGAGAGCUGCUCAACCAAAAAGAAGGGGUUUGGUGCAAAUUUGGUGAAGAAAGUGCGCAAAGCAAGUUCAGAUAUCAUCAGCAAAGUGCCGCGCGGCCGCAGUAGAAGCCGCAACGAGGCGGCUGACACGUCGGCCAGCUCAGAGGUGAAUACGACGCUUGAGUCGGAACACAGCUCGGACGACACCAUGUCAGACCACGGCAGCGCCUUGCCCAUCGACUCGGACACGGACACCUCACUAAGCACCGUCGGCACCAGACGAGCCAUUUACUACGAAGACCACCCCUCCUCCGUGUUGCCUGAGGCUCUGGACAACCAAACCAGCGAGCAGAAAGAGAGAAACAUUUUGGUGUUCAACAAGAUUUCAGCGGUGGUAGGCACGACGAACAACGUGCAGCAGCAGUCGGCGGCCAACAACAGCCACGACGAGCAGCAGCAGCCGCAGCCCAAACCCGAGAGCUCCGUUUGGUACGAGUACGGGUGCGUCUGACAUUCGGCCCAGCCUCGCAUUCCUAAUCAAAAGCCGAAACAGGGCAGCACGCACGCCGUUUCCCCCGACUGAACUUUCGAGGUGGUGAUUUCCCGUUCGUAGUCUGAUAGUUACCCCAAAAGCCGCUCCACACCGGUGCUACCACAACCACACAAACUCUCAGCUCACUCGAGUGCCUUUUGAGUUUUAGUUUUUUAAAUAAACGCCGCGUCGACUAACACGUAAUGCACAAACUACUACGCCUUGCGAUUUCCUAAUUUUUUAACGAGAAACUAUUUAUUGUUCAUUGGUCUCUUGUUACGCCGAGUAUUCAAGUGCAAUAUUUGCAUGCUAGACGUAAUUUCGCUCUUGCAAAGGUGUUUGCAUCGUUUCUAAAUAGUUUGUAAAUCGGGAAAAUGGGAGGAAAUUUUGUGCAAUUAAGAAAACUGGACGUUUCCAGAAAAUGAAAACAUUAUCAGUAUUUUGAAUCCAACUUUCGGACACGCUGGACUGAUUUUAGUAACAAUAUAUUUGUGAGAAUGUCAAAUUGUGAACAAAUGCUGUUCAAAACAAUCUUUCGCUUUAAAUUUUACGAGUAUGUAACACAAAGUUGGCAGAAAUCUAAUCUCAAAACGAGAUUAAAGCUGUUUUGUGAAUUUUUACGAACUUACAACAAUGCCGCCUUGGUAAGAGUUCUAAACUAACGUUGCACUCUUGUCACGAAAUUGUAUCAUUAGAGUUUUAAAAAACUAAUCUUAGGUUAAUUCACGCUGGGGCCAAUUUUGAAGCGCAUCUUUCCACGCCUGUCGUCGUUGAUUAAUUAAUUUUUCCUUUGUCGAGGUUCGCUUAAGAGAUUUUGACACACGGGAUACGAGUACUUAUUAUUAUUAGAAAGGUCCUUUUGGCAGCUGCGAUGAAAUUUGAUUAAAAAAAAAUUGUGCCUUUUACUGUAUAGAAAGUUGUGUAAGUAGUGUGAAAAGUAGUGAUCUCCUUUUGUUAUUUCUCUCUGCGUCACUUCUGUUUUAAAAAGCGUUGCACCAUCCUUUUAUAAAUUGACACUGUACACAUUUUUUGGACAAUAUAUAGUGCGCAAGAAAAUCGUGGUGUUUUAUU
This is a messenger RNA of Cloeon dipterum, 4802 nucleotides long. RefSeq names its product protein girdin (gene Girdin). The record is from RefSeq and is a predicted model, not a curated record. The transcript has 22 exons. Gene Ontology annotation, cellular component: cytoplasm; centrosome. Bases 147 to 3710 code for a protein of 1187 amino acids. Gene Ontology annotation, biological process: cytoskeleton-dependent intracellular transport; cytoplasmic microtubule organization. Gene Ontology annotation, molecular function: microtubule binding; dynein light intermediate chain binding. Lineage: Eukaryota; Metazoa; Arthropoda; Insecta; Ephemeroptera; Baetidae.